AUGUCCUUCGAGACACUAGUCCAGUGCUGUCGGAGGAGAUUUUCGGAGUGGGUGAAGGUGACGAAGAACUGGAGCAAGAGUCCUCGGCGAGUUUAUUGCAAGCCCAAGAACGGUGGAGCAAAGCAGGUUGAUGCAGCGCUGAAGAUUCCAUCAGGGGAGCAUCAUUGCCUGUCGAGCUCCUUGCCGUCUUCCUCCACUUCAUCUUCGCGCUCUACACCUGUCGAUUUUGGGCGCCAGUCGGAAGAAGAGAAUAUUGCAGUAUCAUUGGUCGCCGGGCACAAGGGAAUAGAGGAGCAGGAUUUCGCAUCGGCUUCCCAAGGGAUGGCAGAGGAUUUCCUGCUAGAGGAAUUUCUUGGGGACUCGAAGGGGCUGGAUUUAUUUUUCGACGAUGUCCUUCCACAUGUAGGCUGGGAUGUACCUAAACCUGCCAAGAAACCUUCUCAGAAACAACCGGCUGGCCCGAAACGUCCACAGCCGGCUUUCUUCCACUACUGCAACGCAGUGCGAGAUCAAGUCAAGCUCGAAAACCCUUCGUGCUCGUUUGGCGAGCUGUCGAAGCUGAUCGGAAAGAAGUGGUCGGAGCUUCCUGCAGCAGACAAGGUCAAGUACGUCGACAUGGAGGAGAAGGACAGAGAGAGGUACAGCGCAGAGAUGAAG
This is a messenger RNA of Guillardia theta CCMP2712, 657 nucleotides long. RefSeq lists its product as hypothetical. The record is from RefSeq and is a predicted model, not a curated record. The annotation marks the transcript as partial. The transcript has 2 exons. Gene Ontology annotation, biological process: regulation of gene expression. Lineage: Eukaryota; Cryptophyceae; Pyrenomonadales; Geminigeraceae. Gene Ontology annotation, cellular component: nucleus.